Messenger RNA from Pangasianodon hypophthalmus (striped catfish), 3463 nucleotides. It is a transcript of the gene hdgfl3, whose product is annotated as HDGF like 3. The coding region runs from base 398 to 1009 and encodes 203 amino acids. Gene Ontology annotation, biological process: regulation of transcription by RNA polymerase II. Lineage: Eukaryota; Metazoa; Chordata; Actinopteri; Siluriformes; Pangasiidae. The record is from RefSeq and is a predicted model, not a curated record. Gene Ontology annotation, molecular function: double-stranded DNA binding; transcription coregulator activity. Gene Ontology annotation, cellular component: nucleus. The transcript has 6 exons.
ACGCAGGACUUCAUUAACGCGCGCGCGCUCACACACACACACACACACACACACCGCGGCGUUGCUCUCUCUCCAUCCUCCGAGGCGCUGGAUGGGAUUUUCGCUCUGUUGACCUUCACACAUAUUUGGGUUUGAACAGGGAGAGAGGGAGAGACAGAGGAGUGAAGAAGAAAGAAAGAAAGAAAGACAGAAAGACAGAAGAAGAGGAGUGUGUUGUGGUGUGCUGAGUGUGUGAGGUGUUUUUUUUUUUUUUCAUUCCCGGGCCUUUCUCUCUCUCUCUCUCUCUCUCUCUCUCUUUUCAUUAUUUAUUUCCGUUAUUGAUGGUGGGAGAUUUCCGCGCGUGCACGAAUCGCGUGGUGACAUUUGUGACAUUUUGGGUGUUUUCCGAGCGCGCGCCAUGGCUCGGCCGCGACCCCGCGACUAUAAAGCAGGAGAUCUGGUUUUCGCCAAGAUGAAGGGCUACCCGCACUGGCCCGCGAGGAUUGAUGAGCUGCCAGAGGGAGCUGUGAAGCCUCCUGCUAAUAAAUAUCCCAUCUUCUUCUUUGGCACUCAUGAGACUGCGUUCCUCGGUCCUAAAGAUCUGCUGCCGUAUAAAGAGUAUAAAGAAAAGUUCGGCAAGUCGAAUAAGAGGAAAGGCUUCAAUGAGGGACUGUGGGAGAUCGAGAACAACCCCGGGGUCAAGUUCACCGGCUACCAGAGCGUGCAGCAGCAGAGCUGGUCAGAGGGGGAGGGGGCUGAUGCAGCAGACCGCAGCAGUGAGGGGGAGGAAGGUGAAUCCAUCGGAGAGGAAGAGGAAGGAAAGGUGAAGGGCGAAAAGGUCGGAUCCAAACGGAAAAAGACCGCAUCCUCAAAGAAGUCAAAGCUGGUCAGGAAGUGCUCGGCUGAGGAGGAAGAGGAGAAGGACGGUAAAGAAGACGAGGAGAAGAGAGACAACGAUAACGACCUGCAGAACUCAGACAAGAAGACGUGCUGUCCAGGGCAGAACCAGUUGCUGCGAGAGGAACAUUAGAUCCUGAAGAACAUCUGAUCAUGUUGUGGUUUGUUCUGUGAUGUUGGAAAUGUAACUCGCUUUGACAUCAUCAACAUAAAAAAGAAAAGAAAAGAAAAACAUUAUGUUAUAAUAAAAUCACUGAUCAGUAAAUAAUAUUAAAGCCACAAGUACAGAGAAAUUCAUCCACGUCUCAUCAGCAGAGCCAAGCUGAAGCUAACGCACGUAGAAUUAAAGGGGCGGUAAGCGAUAUUCUCCAUUACAGAUGCAGGUUGGGAAGUUGUGUUAGAAGGCGGUUUUGUUGUUCCACGUCGCAGAGUCAGUGUGUAAAGUGUGAAUUCGGCUGAAAUGUUGCUUACUGCCCCUUUAAUGUGCAGUGUUAAUGAACACUUUAUCAGAUGUAAUAUAGUCAUCAGUUUAGCGUAAUGUUCUAGCUGUAGCUGUUAUAGCUGGAGUGUUCGCCUGGAAACCAGCCCACUCUCUCUCCUUACACCCUCUGACCUUUCACUCUGAACUCUGACCUUUCACCCUCAACCCUUUUCAUCUUAAUCCUUCACUUUUUACACUAAACCCUGAUCUUUGACCUUUCACCCCAACGUUUCAUCAUAAACCCUGACUGUUCACCCCCAACCCCAACCUUUGUCUCAAAUGCUGACCUUUCACCCUAACCUGACCUUUGCCCUUGAAUAUUAACCUUGACCCUUAAACAUAACACUGGUCAUUUUUUUGCUGCCUUUCUGUAAGCUUUUACUUUAACACUAUCUUUUAAAUGUAAGCUCUGACCUUUGACCCUAACCCUGACCUUUUAACCCUGAGGUUUUUUCUUGCUAACCCUUAGAUUUGACCUUAAGCUCCUUAACUAAACCCCUGGACGUUUACUCUAAGCCCUAAUCGUUAACCCUAAUGCUGACCUUUCACCCUGACCUGACCUUUGUCCUUAAUUUUGACCUUUUGCCCUAUUACUGUUUUUUUCUUCAUGACCUCUGACCUCUGUCUGUAACCUUUGUUCCAACACUACCCUUUAAACCUAAACUCCUAUCUUUGACCUUAGCCUUGACCUUUCACCUCAAACCCUGACCCUCUUUCUGAAACCUUUACGGUAAAAAACUUCCUUUUGAACCUUUGACUUUUCAACCCAGAUUUUUUUUACCACAAUCUUUACUUUGUUUUGCUAACCUUAACCCUUGACCUUAACCCUUGACCUUUCAUCAUUUACCUUAAACCCUAAUAUUUGACCCUAGCGUUGACCUUUCCCCUUAAACCCCUGCCCUCUUUCAGUAACUUACCCUAAAUUACCCUAACCCUACCCCCUGUACCUAAACUCUGACCUUUCAACCCAGGGGCUUUACCCUAAACCUUCACGUUUCUUACCAUAACCUAUGACCUUUGACCUUAAAAAAUUUCAUUACUCUUAACCCUAACCUGUCACUCUGACCUUUCAGUCAAACUCUGACCUUUUACCUUAAACUGUCAUCUUUUAUUUCAACCCCUGAUCUUUCUCGGCACUCUGCAGUCUCUUCUUUGAUCUUUUACCUGCUGACCUUUGACCCUGUCCAUGCUGUGUGUAUAAACCCGUGAAAGACAGGCCGCGAGAGAGAGAGAGAGAGAGAGAGUGAUGAGUAUAAAUAGUGGUUUUGAGUAACACACUGUUGAUGGUUUGAGUUCAUGUUGCUGUAGAAUUCGGGACCACGCUAACAGAUAAAUGCUCGUUUGUUUUUUUUUGUUGUUGUUUUUUUUUUCUUUUUUUUUCUUCUUCUUUUUUUUUUUUUUUUUUUUAUAAAUAAAGUGACUUCUGGUUCCUGUGUCUGUGCGCUCGCUUGUUUCUUAGCUCUUUAGUGGCAUGCUGUCUGUCCUAUUAAUUCUGUAAGAUAGAAAUCAUUCGGAGAUUAGCGCUGAGUCUGAGGCAGGAAGUGUCUCCUAACGUUUAGCACUUCAUAACGUCAUCACUCAACUGAAGACGCUCUUUUACUUCCUGAUCUGUGUUUAUAUAAAGAAUAUAUUCUAUUUAUUUUUGAUGAUGGUAGAUGACACAUCUGUGGUAGGUGUUAGCGCAUUCGCAUGUCCUGAUUUAGUCACAUGACACGUGUUUCUGCGUCAGUGUGGGCGGGGCUUAAAGUGAUCCUAUGACAUCAUUAGGGAGCCUGCUGGUACAAACAGCCGACUUCCUGUUAUAUCACGUAAUUACACUCGAGCGUCAAGCCAAAGAAUAAAAAAAAUCUUGAGGUGAUGUCACACAAUCGAGUCCACUGAUUGGCUGAUGGGAUUUACCGUAAGCCCCGCCCCUUGUUAACUCGAACAUGCCUGUCAGUGAGUAAAAUCAGGACGUAGAGAUCAUCAGUGUAGAUUUUUUGCCCCUCCUUAUCUUUGUUAUGCUCGUUACAGUUCUAUCUUACAUUUUCAACGUUUGUAGUUCACUGUAAACUGUUUUUCCUGUUUAUUCACAAGACUUUUACAGAAUAAAUUUGUUGGAAUGCA